Python bivittatus (Burmese python) is the source of this 3079-nucleotide messenger RNA. The record is from RefSeq and is a predicted model, not a curated record. NCBI's taxonomy places the organism in Eukaryota, Metazoa, Chordata, Lepidosauria, Squamata, Pythonidae.
GAAGAAAUCGCCAUAAGUUGGCCCCGGAUAACUGCCUUUACAGAGACUCGAGGACGCCGAGGUUUGGCUCCUGGCUUAGAAAUGGAACCUGAGCAAGGGCAGCUAGCUCCUUUGCAGGGCCAAGCAGCAGCAACUACAGACGGGUCAAGUGAGGAAGGGAUCCUUCCAGACUUCCGGAGGCAACUUGGGGUAAUUCUGCAAACUAUAGGCAAGGCUCAAGUAGAGAAGAUGCUCAGGGAGCUGGUGAAGGAGCAGGAGCAGCAGGGGAGAGUCAGGCGGCGCAAAAGAGUGAGCAGGAGCCCCCGACAUGGAGGUGAUGAAACAGUGGGACAAAAUAACUUGGAGACUUCACAGGAACUUCAGGCUGGAACAGUGGAAGGACCAGCUAUGCCAUCCAGAAAGCCACCUGAGAAUGAAGUACAAGUGUCCUUCAAAUGUCCAGGAUUGGCAGGACAAAAACAACCCAAGAUGAUUCGUGGGGAUAUCAGAGGGUGUAAGAAUAAUCUUGUCCAGCAAAGUCCUCUAGGAACAAGAUGGGGAGCAGGUCUUGAGCCUAGAGAAAGCAUUAGCUGCAGUCCAUUCUCAAACAUGAGCCAUGACUCCCAGGAAGCUGGGAGAAUAUGGCCACCUUUUGGUGAAAGAGCCCAGUUCUUAGGGUGGCAGAAACCACGCUACACACAGAGACGUCAGCGCUUACCUGCAGGGGAGAAGCCCCACCGCUGUGGGCCAUGCAGGAGAACUGUUGUGAUCCCACCAUUAAGACCUAACUCCCCUCACAAUUCUGCAUUGAUUCCUUUCUUGAACUCUGCCUCUGAAUCUUCCUCUACUUUGUCUCUGAACUCUGUAGGGCCACUGAAUACCCAGGCUGUUUCAGGUAGCCCAGCUUCUGCCCAGUCGCGAAAACCCCAUGCCUGUGAGGAAUGUGGCAAACGAUUCCGAAUCCUAGCAAACUUGGAACGACAUCAGCAACGCCAUGCAGCAGAAAAACCGCACCAGUGCCGGGACUGUGGGCGCCGUUUCCGCUGGGGUUGCCACCUGGAACGCCAUAGGCGGUCACGCCGCUGUGUGGAGUGUGGCGGAGGCCUUGCAACACCACCUCCACCCCCAUCCCCACCUCCAGAACCUGACCGGCCCUAUUCCUGUGGGGAGUGCGGGAGACGGUUUACACAGCGUUCAGCGCUCAGCAAGCAUCGGCGUCUGCACUCAGGGGAGCGUCCCUAUGGCUGUGGAGAGUGUGGGAAACGCUUCCUGCAGCGCUCCGAUCUCACUAUUCACGUGCGCUCACAUUCUGGGGAGCAGCCUUAUGUCUGUACAGAGUGCGGACGGCGCUUCAGUGUCAGUUCGAACCUAAGCAAGCACAGGCGUAUGCAUCGUGGGGAGCGCCCUCACGCUUGUUCCGUCUGUUCUAAACGCUUCCUGCAGCGCUCAGAGCUUCUCAUCCACCAGCGUGCUCACACCGGGGAGCGCCCCUACCCCUGCACAGCCUGUGGAAAGCGCUUUGCUCGCCGGGCUCAUCUCAAACGCCACCAGCGCACCCAUGGGGGUGUGCCUGCCACAACUACUGCAUCUCGGCACCAGAAUGCUCAUCUUUUGACUGCUCCUGCAGCAGAUGCUGUGUCCCUCUUUGGACAUCAACAGCAUGAACAUGGGGGGGUGACUGAUCCCCUGGAAUCACAUCCCCAAGCUAAUACUCUUGCCACAGGGCCAAGCCCACCUGCAGCUGGGCCUACUGCUUUCUCAGCAGCUCAUAAUUCUGUGAAUGCUGCUUCACCGGGUCUGUCCUGGGCUGUGUCCUCUUCAGGACGCCUUCCUUUCUGCUCUAGCUCUCUCUGAUGAUGUGGUAGGUUUCCUGCACGGUUUGGGGUAAGUGAAGUGGGGGACCGACCAAGCUCUGAUUAGCCCAUGAAAAGGGCAUAUGUAUUAGCACCCCACCCUUAUCUGUUUGGAGGCUUGGCAGGUUUUUUCCUAAGGCUUCUUUAGAAGUUCUUUGCAAGGCCUUUUGUUACGAGAGAGGCAUGGAGUAGAUGAAAUAUACAAAGCCCUUCAUGAUCAUCUGCUACAUUCCCUGAAUUGUUGAUUUAUCUUGGUAAUACCAGUAGCUUGUCAAGUUGGGCAUAGCUGUCCUUUCCAAAGUUAACUGCAACUCACUGAUGCAAGUAAUUAUGUCUUGCAAACCACAGUUACAAUAACAGGCAUUUGUUUCAGAUUCACAGACGUAGUUCUUUUUUCUCUUGACACGAUCCACUACAUGAGCCUCUUCCUCCCUCUUCCCUAUUUUUGUAAACUUAAUCAGACCCCCAACACUACCCCUGGCCAACAAUCUCAUUUUGAUCAGACAGCCCUAGUUUCUUUUGAUGGGAAACGAAGUCCAACUAGGUUUCUUUGAAGGGCUUUGAACUCAUCACCUGAAGACAAAAUGACAUACUUGCUGUUGAGUCUAUAUGUUGGCACACACAUAUUGUAGCAGUCAGCCUACAAUUGAUUGAGUUAGAUGUGGCUUUUAGGAGUCAAAGUGUUCUAUGCUUCUAUAACUGAAGAAGAUGAUCAUGCCCAAGCAUUGGAUGAUCCAAAACUAUCAUGAAAGAACAAGCUGGAAAGAAGGAGUGCCUCUGAUUCUUCAGAGCAGUUCAGAAUCAGAAAAUGGUGUGUUGGGAUUUGGACCUCACUGCUGCUUGGGGAAUUUGGGACAAGAUGGCCCAUGCCUUCAAAAGUGGAAUUAGUGCUCCUUCACCAUCAGCUACUGAGAAAGAAGAGUGACAAGAGGAGAAAAAUCAGGGAGUGCCUCUUGUUGAGAAUUCUAAACUGGAACAUUUUAGAGUGGGAAGAGUCUGCUUGCUACAUCUACUGGUGUUUCAGACAGCUUUGAAGAGCGUGAUGAAGCUGCUGCUGUGUAAAGAUCACAAUCUUUUGAUACACACUACUGUGAAACGCAGUUCCCAGCUGUAUAAUAGUUUACCAAGUCAGUGUUAUAUCUCCAGCUUGUACAUUCUUGAUAUAUUUGGGGCUGGUAUUUUGUUUCUAGGGAUGAAAUCACAAAGUUGGGCCUGGGUUCCAGGUUAGGGAAGCAGUUAAUAUCUGA